Messenger RNA from Coccomyxa subellipsoidea C-169, 1785 nucleotides. RefSeq names its product ferritin-like protein. Gene Ontology annotation, molecular function: ferric iron binding; ferrous iron binding. The record is from RefSeq and is a predicted model, not a curated record. Gene Ontology annotation, biological process: iron ion transport; intracellular iron ion homeostasis. The transcript has 8 exons. The coding region runs from base 125 to 883 and encodes 252 amino acids. Lineage: Eukaryota; Viridiplantae; Chlorophyta; Trebouxiophyceae; Coccomyxaceae. Gene Ontology annotation, cellular component: cytoplasm.
CUUCAGAAUCCGGAGGAGGAGAAAGGCAAGCGGUAAACUUGAGAUUCGCAGUAGGGAAGUUUCACUCGAGGAUAUAUCUCAAGCCGGUGUUCUUCAAAGUUACAGCCACGAAACACAGGGAAGCAUGGCGAAUCUCCUCUCCGUCAGUGGGCAAGCCAAGGCCAUCUGCCUUGCUAGCAGGGACCCGAAAAGGAAUUCAAAACUGGCCGGCAGCGGCAAGCACCGCUCUCACAGGAGCCUGACUUUGUGCAUGGCAGCCAAAGAGAAGGCUGAAAUCAAUUUCGCGCCUUUCCAGGAGGUGAAGGGAGAGCUUGCCACAGUUUCCAAAGUUGAUCAGAGCAGCCAGUCCUUCGCGCGCAGCAACUAUGAAGUGUCUUGCGAGGCUGCUGUCAAUGACCAGAUCAACAUCGAAUACAACAUCUCGUACAUCUAUCACUCCAUGUUUGCCUUCUUUGAUCGCGACAACGUGGGCCUGCCCGGCUUUGCUGAGUACUUCAGGGAGAGCUCUGAGGAAGAGCGCGAGCACGCUGAGAAGCUGAUGCGUCAGCAGACCCGCCGCGGGGGUCGCGUGAAGCUGCAGAGCAUCCUGCUGCCGGAGACGGAGUUCAACAACAAGGACAAGGGCGAUGCGCUGUACGCAAUGGAGCUGUCGCUGUCGCUGGAGAAGCUCAAUUUCCAGAAGCUGCUUGCGCUGCACAAGGUCGCCGCCGAUGCCGAGGACGCCCAGCUUGCCGACUUCAUCGAGGGCAACUUCCUGCACGAGCAGGUGAAGGACAUCAAGCGCGUGUCCGAGUAUGUCUCCCAGCUGCGCCGCGUCGGCAAGGGCCUCGGCGUGUUCGAGUUCGACAAGUACCUCUCCGAUGACAUCAAGAAUGGCGCCUAGGCGGCGGAUUUGAAGCGCCCCGACGCCUACUCUGUUCUUUUCAGGAGUAGCCCCGGCGGUGUGUGGACCCAAGCCCAAGUUAAAAAAGGGGAUUGGGAGCAUUUGGCAGAAACCCAUCGUCUGGCUGUCACGGCAGUGCACAGCGGCGAAUGAGAUCACUGUUUUGUGGCAAGGAUUGAAGGAAGUAUGUUCUCACUUUGGGUUGCGUUUGACCGAAAGGCGCCUUUUCCUGUGAUGUGACCUGCAGCCGUGGCAAGCUGCAGAGCUCAUGUCCGCGAACAUUUUACACGUGUUUUGCAAACCUUUUCAUGCUCAACUCCAGGAUGGCAAAGAAGCCAGCUGCCCGUAGGGGAUAUGAAGGGCGGCCAUGUUAUUGGUGAGCCUGAUUCCAUCUGGUGCUGUUUAAUGCUGUGUUAUGGGUCUUGAUAUCUGGAUGUCCAAGGGGCACUGCCUGUGCCUUUUGGAUCUUACAUGAGAGUCUCACAGGCAGCAUUUGCUGCAGUGCUGUCCCCAGGUCUUAGGAUGCAUGACAUAUGUAGACUAAUCUUUGGCGGAUCAGCACUUAAUAUCACAUGAAGGUGGCGUGCGAUGAGGUUGUUCUUGCCAGUGACAAAGGCGGAUGGCCUGGGGAUAUUUGUCUAUGGUUAUUGCAUCGUUGUGGCAACACCAGAUUGCAGCAUGGAGUUGAGCACCCAUGUUCCUUGAAAGUUUCCUCCUGUGAAGUGAAGCGUCAUCUCUCUGUCUUGUGCAGAUUAUUAGAAGGUAUGCACCCAUCCAUGAAUGAGUUCGCGAUUGUCCAGUGACUCAUGGUCUGCUGAGCAAAUGCCCACAAGUACUUGAGGUUGUAAGUCAAACGCUGACGUUCUCAUCAUAUGAUUUUACAAUGAAUUCAAUAUACUAGC